Cynocephalus volans (Philippine flying lemur) is the source of this 4419-nucleotide messenger RNA. RefSeq names its product zinc finger with KRAB and SCAN domains 5 (gene ZKSCAN5). The record is from RefSeq and is a predicted model, not a curated record. The transcript is spliced from 6 exons. Gene Ontology annotation, molecular function: RNA polymerase II cis-regulatory region sequence-specific DNA binding; DNA-binding transcription factor activity, RNA polymerase II-specific. NCBI's taxonomy places the organism in Eukaryota, Metazoa, Chordata, Mammalia, Dermoptera, Cynocephalidae. The coding region runs from base 627 to 3119 and encodes 830 amino acids. Gene Ontology annotation, biological process: regulation of transcription by RNA polymerase II.
UUUGUAUCCGGACGGGGGUCCCUAACCUUGACCGGGCCGGUUUCCUGACUCGGGGUCAGGGGCGAUUCCGGGGAAUCCUGGUCCAAAUCUGUACCUAUAACGCUCCUUGUCUUCGGGACUGAUGAAGUCUCCCGUUGAUCUGUCAAGCUGUGUGGCUUGAAGGGCAGGACCAGUUUCGACUGUUGUAACGUUUUUCACCCCUAUUCUGACUUACGGUAGAGAGAAGGAGAGGCUGCGUCCGGACUAGUUAGUAAGUCUUCUUUCAUUUUUUAUAUGAAACGUGAAAUUCUUCACCUCUUAAAGUGUGCUUUAGGUUGGGCCUGAUGUUAGAUUUCCAUGGCUCUCCAUUGCAUUUUUUAAAUGUUUGAGAUAUUUUCUAUUAGUAAUCAUUUUAUAGGUGGAGCGAUGGCUACCUUGUAGUCCAUGGUUUUUAAGUAAGUUAUUGUAUUGAGUAGUCUUCUUUAGUAUAGAUGACCUCUUUGCCAUCUCUCUUUGCUAAUAAUGAUUCCCAAUGUAUUAGUAGGUUGUACACUACUGAAAGCAUCCUUCAGAAGUUCUUAAAGAGCAGAAAACAAAUUGGGUUAGUGAAACACAGCCCGCCUCGAGAGACUUCUCCCUGAGCUGGAAUGAUAAUGACAGAAUCCCGGGAAGUUAUAGACUUAGACCCUCCAGCUGAUACUUCACAGGGGCAGGAAGACCUUCUAAUAGUGAAGGUAGAAGAAGAAGACUGCACGUGGAUGCAGGAGUACAAUCCGCCAACGUUUGAGACUUUUUACCAGCGCUUCAGGCACUUCCAGUACCAUGAGGCUUCAGGACCCCGGGAGGCUCUCAGCCAACUUCGGGUGCUCUGCUGUGAGUGGCUGCGGCCAGAGCUGCACACCAAGGAGCAGAUCUUGGAGCUGCUGGUGUUGGAGCAAUUCCUAACCAUAUUGCCUGAAGAGUUGCAGGCCUGGGUGAGAGAACGUCACCCAGAAAGCGGAGAAGAGGCGGUGGCUGUGAUAGAAAAUAUACAGAGAGAACUUGAGGAACGCAGACAACAGAUUGUUGCAUAUCCUGAGGUGCUUUCCCAGAAGAUGGUACCACCUGGAGCCGUGCAGGAGUCCUUCAGUCACCAGCUCCUGGCCGUGGACUCCCAGCCUGAACAAGAGCCACAGAAGCCUCAUCUUCUGGAGGAAAACGCCCUUCCUGUUCUCCAAGUUCCUCCCCUUCCCCUGAAGGACAGCCAGGAGCUGACAGCUUCACUUCUCUCAGCUGGGUCCCAGUUGGUGAAAAUUGAAGAUGUGGCUGAUGUGGCUGUAUCCUUCAUCUUGGAGGAAUGGGGACAUUUGGACCAGUCCCAGAAGUCCCUUUAUAAGGAUGACAGGAAGGAGAAUUAUGGGAGUAUUACUUCCAUGGAUUAUAAGUCCAGGGACAACAAUAUGGAGCUCAUAGUAAAGCAGAUUCCUGUUGAAGCUGAGUCACACUGGAUGGCAUCUGGAGGUACUGAAAGGAACGUUCCCCAGAGUCAAGAGUUUGCAGAAGUUAGUGACCUUAAGGGCAUGGUACAAAGAUGGCAGGUCAACCCCACUGUGGGGCAGUCGAGGCAGAAUCCUUCGCAGAAAAGAGAUCUCGGUGCUAUCCCAGACAUUACCCGCAAGCAGAACACAAAUGGUGAACGAGGUCACAGGUGUAACGAUUGCGGGAAAUUUUUUCUUCAAGCCUCAAACUUUAUUCAACAUCGGCGAAUCCACACUGGCGAAAAACCAUUUCAGUGUGGCGAAUGUGGGAAGAGCUACAACCAGCGUGUGCACCUCACUCAGCAUCAGAGAGUGCACACGGGUGAGAAGCCCUAUAAAUGCCAGGUGUGCGGAAAAGCUUUCCGGGUGAGCUCCCAUCUCGUGCAGCACCACAGCGUCCACAGCGGAGAGCGGCCCUACGGCUGCAGCGAGUGCGGGAAGAACUUCGGCCGGCACUCCCACCUGAUCGAGCACCUGAAACGCCACUUCAGGGAGAAGUCCCAGAGAUGCAGCGACAAAAGAAGUAAGAAUACAAAAUUGAAUGUUAAGAAGGAAAUUUCAGAAUUUUCAGAAGCAGACAUGGAACUGUCUGGAAAAAUCCAAAGAAAUCUUUCUCAAGUUCAGGAUUUUGAAGAAGGCUUUGAACACCAAGGAAAGGUGGAUAGAAAGCAGGGGAUUCCCAUGAAGGAGAUACUAGGACAGCCCUCUUCAAAGCGGAUAAAUUACAGUGAAGCCACGUAUGUCCACAAAAAAUCCACAGGAGAGAGACCACAUAAAUGUAAUGAGUGUGGAAAAAGCUUCAUUCAGAGUGCACAUCUUAUUCAACAUCAACGAAUCCACACUGGGGAGAAACCAUUUAGGUGUGAGGAAUGUGGGAAAAGCUACAACCAACGUGUGCACCUGACUCAGCAUCAGCGAGUCCACACGGGUGAGAAGCCCUAUACCUGUCAUUUAUGUGGGAAAGCCUUUAGAGUGAGGUCCCAUCUUGUUCAGCAUCAGAGUGUGCACAGUGGGGAGAGACCCUUCAAGUGUAACGAAUGUGGAAAAGGCUUUGGGAGGCGCUCACACCUUGCUGGACACCUGCGACUCCACUCGAGAGAGAAAUCCCAUCAGUGUCUUGAAUGUGGAGAAAUAUUUUUUCAAUAUGUUAGCCUAAUUGAACAUCAAGUGCUCCACAUGGGUCAGAAAAGUGAAAAAAAUGGCAUUUGUGAGGAAGCAUACAGUUGGAACUUAACAGUGAUUGAGGAUAAGAAGAUUGAGUUACAAGAGCAGCCUUAUAAGUGUGAUAUAUGUGGAAAAGCCUUUAGUUACAGUUCAGACCUUAUUCAGCAUUACAGAACUCAUACCGCAGAGAAAACCUAUAAAUGUGAUAUCUGUAGAGAAAAUGCUGGCCAGUGUUCCCACAUAAAACAACAGCAAAAAAUCUAUUCUAGCACGAAAUCCCAUCAGUGUAGUGAAUGUGGAAGAGGCUUCACUCUGAAGUCACAUCUCAAUCAACAUCAGAGAAUCCACACUGGUGAGAAGCCCUUUCAGUGUAAAGAAUGUGGAAUGAGUUUCAGUUGGAGUUGUAGUCUCUUUAAACAUCUGAGAAGCCAUGAGAGGACAGAUCCCAUAAAUACCUGAGGUGUAUAGGUAUUUCUAUUAUAAAACAACAGUUACUCAAUUUUAGAGAAGCCUUCCUGAAGAGCAGCUCCUAUAAUGAAUGUAAUAACAGCUUCAAGAAUUUUUCCAACUUAACCACCAAAUCUACAGCUAUGUUGAAAACCUUCAGUUAGAACUCAGCCUUUAGCAACACUGCAGAAUCCACAAUAAAUAGAUACCUGUUCACUUUCCCCUUUGAGAAAGCAUCUUUAUGCUUGGGAAUUGAGACAAAAAGAGAACCUACGGAUAUGGUGGAUGAAGGAAAGCCUUCAGAUGACACUCCUUUUUCAUUUGAAAUUCAGACAGUUGACACCGGGAAAGCCUCAUGAAUGCAGUAGGAAUAAGCUUUAUUUGUAGUUUCUGCCUUGUUUGACAGCAUAUCUAUUCAGGGAAGAGCGCAGUGAAAGAAAGAACUCUUUAGCAUGAUAUAUCUGUUUUGGUACCUCAGCAAUGAACCUUUUCUAGAAGCGAUUAUCCCAACUAGGAUACUCCAAUCAGCGUUCUCAUCUUGAGUAUUAAACCCUUUGAAAAGAAAUUGACUUAUGGCAUUUAUAUUUUGGCUGGCAAAGUUGCGGUUCAGAGGCAGGAUGGUGUGUGUUGCUGCUGCAUUACUCAGUCUUCACCUUCUCCAAGAAACACUACCUUGUUUUUGUUUUGACUCUACUAGCAUCACGGUUAGCUAGUAGAAAGAUGAGUUAUGCUUGUAAAUUCAGGAGAAGUGGUGCUGGUCAGUCACAUCAUAAGGCAAAGGGAAAGGGAUCUUAGGGUAAUAGAGAAGAGAAGACAUACAAAACAGUGGACUGGUUUAUAUGAGGGUACUUCAAAAACUUCCUGGAAAAGUAGAAUUAAAAGAUAAGAUACAAUAAAUAUACAUAUAAAAUAAAGAUACAAAUUUUCCUGUAAACUUUUUGAAGUACACUUGUAUUACUGACAGGAAUGAGGGCAGCUAAAUCCAUAGAAAGAACUGUACCAAAUUGAAUUGAGAAUCUUGGUCCAAGUAGUGUGUACCAAUUCCCAGGUACCCUGGGGAUAGACCUCCCCUAUAGGGUGAUGGCAGAUAGAAUGAGUUUUAGUUUGCGUUGCAGCUGGAAUUGAAAGCAAACAGUAGUGAGCAGUUAGAUAUGUGGUCGAAUUAGCCUUGCCUGUGGGAAGUUGUAGGUAGGGGGUUAGAGGGGGAAAGUACAUAACUUGGGUCUGUUGGCUAGAGAGGGAGAGUGCUACUGGGUUUUGCUGAGGCCCUGCUUCUGCUGCCUUACCUGGCUUACAGUAAAUGCCCAAUAAA